Labrus mixtus (cuckoo wrasse) is the source of this 972-nucleotide messenger RNA. It is a transcript of the gene polr1h, whose product is annotated as RNA polymerase I subunit H. The record is from RefSeq and is a predicted model, not a curated record. Gene Ontology annotation, molecular function: zinc ion binding; nucleic acid binding; DNA-directed RNA polymerase activity. NCBI's taxonomy places the organism in Eukaryota, Metazoa, Chordata, Actinopteri, Labriformes, Labridae. Gene Ontology annotation, cellular component: RNA polymerase I complex. The transcript has 5 exons. Gene Ontology annotation, biological process: DNA-templated transcription; termination of RNA polymerase I transcription. The coding region runs from base 161 to 517 and encodes 118 amino acids.
GAGUGAGCGACCCUGAGGAGUGGAAGGACCCGGAUGCUACUCAACCAUGCUUGUUGUGUUUUUUUUUUCUUCGAGAAACAACAGAAGCUAAUGCAGUUUAAAUUCUCGCUGUUUGGGAUUAUUUCUGGAUAUUAAAGUUUGUUUAACGCAUUAAACAGAAAUGUCGUGUUUUGCCGGAGACCAAAACUUCUGUCCAGAGUGUGGGAACAUCCUUCCUCUCCCCGGAGUGCAGGACGUGGUCCGAUGCCCUCGCUGCUCCUUCUCCAUCCCUGUAGCAGAGUUUUCCGGGCAGGAGAUCCGCUCCACCGUGGUCUUUAACCCCGUGGAGCAGUCGACCAUGUCUCUGGAGGGCGAGGACGACUCUGAGCUGAAGGGAGCUGUGAUCGACAGGCGCUGCUCUCGCUGUAACAAAGAGGGGAUGAUUUAUCACACCAGGCAGAUGAGAUCAGCGGAUGAGGGACAGACGGUCUUCUUCACCUGUAAACACUGCAGGUAUCAAGAGAAGGAGGACUCCUGAGAAGACGUCCAACUCGCCAUCUCUCUUUGUUUUUUUUUUUUGGCACUCUUCAAUCUGUGAAAAGUUAAAAAUAAAUCUGAUGUUUGAUCUCUGGAGACAAAAAGGUUUUUGGAUCUUGGUCCCGAAGAAUAUCUGUUCCUGUGAGCGUCACAUUUUGAACGAGUUGUAAGAACAUAUAGUUUUUAUUGUCACUGCUUUUUGUGAGACGGCUCAUGAUGCUAAAUUAAAUGUACCACACAAAGAACUAGAAAAAGAAAAUACGCUGAACAAACAGCCGAUCAGUAGCUCCCGCAGCAGCUGAAACAGGAGUGAUGCGGUUUCUUUCUUUUUUUGAGUUUUGGAGAGAAGUCCGGCUGCUGCAUUUUUGGACGAACUGUAAAGUGAACUGUGUCGAUGAAGACGUGAGUACAAAGAGUUACAGGAGUCAAAACGAGAGGAAAUAAAAACAUGCAUGG